Messenger RNA from Cyanidioschyzon merolae strain 10D, 1131 nucleotides. RefSeq lists its product as hypothetical. The coding region runs from base 1 to 1131 and encodes 376 amino acids. The transcript has a single exon. Lineage: Eukaryota; Rhodophyta; Bangiophyceae; Cyanidiales; Cyanidiaceae. The record is from RefSeq and is a predicted model, not a curated record.
AUGAGUAGCGACUCGGGCAGCAACACGAUCCGUUGUGGACACGCUGUCACGUGCGAUCCCGCAGUGAAGCGUGUUCCGUUCGAGGUCGCUUUUGCAGUGACGCCGCUUGGGUGGACUCGAUCUGCGAAAUUGGGAUCUGCGGUAACCGAGGAACGCGCUUUAAGUAGUCGAUUGGUCUCGAGGUACUGGCAGGUGGCGCGGUCGUCGCUGACGGCCCCGAACAGCGAUACGAAGGUGCGCGCCAGCAGUCUACGUGUCCGCUGGUUUAUGAGUUCGACGCAGCAAGAUUGUUCCGAAAGCGUCAAUCGGGUCGCGAACUUGAGGACGGAGUCUCAUGUACUCUCUGAUCGCGGCGAAAAGGACAACCUCCAGCUGCCGUUGGAUACGAGUUUUUCAGCAUCUUCCAGCGAUCCAGGUUCAGCGUUACAUGGUGAGUUGCCACGUUCCCCACGUCUGGCACGACUGGUGCCGCUGGAAGUUCAGUUAUUUUUGUUGGCGCUGCUCCCGUCAGGUGUGCGAUCGAGGUCCCAGUACGCUCGUCGAGUCUCUCAACGCGUGGCGCGUCUUCGCUACAUCCUCCGACAGCGAAAAUGGAACCGGACUGGUACGAGAAGCUCCGAAUCGGAUCAUCCCUUUGAAUCGAAUCAGAUGCAGAUCUCGGUAUCACUGCAUCCGCGGAGCCCUCGAAGCGGCUCCACAACACCCGAUGAUCUUGCAGUGAUGCCCUCUUCUCGAGAACAGCUGGAGCGGAUCUGGGAACGAGCGUCUCCGAUGCAACAGAGCGUCGAGCGACCUAAUCCAGAGCACCAUGAGGUGAACGAUUCGGCUACGGUUUGGGAAAUGGGAGAGCGUGCACUCAGCUUUUUGCUGCAGACGCGCCGCCGGCGACUCCUCAUGUACGCCUUAUUGUUGACGAUGAUUCUGGCUCCGGCGCGAGCCGAAGGUCUUGCGCGAUGGGCCGGCGAGCUGGGUAUUCGGCCACUUGCUAUUCGGCACCCCAUUUUUGCAGUGCUCUCCGUGUUAUUGGACAUGUACCAGGAGCUGGUCGGAAGCAACCUCAUUCCCGAUGAUUCGCACUGGAGUCUGAUCGCGCACGUUGUCGAAGUGGUGUUGCUGAUGGUCGCCAUGUGA